CACAAGAGUCGUAAAUCGAAACGUGUUUUGGGUAUUUCAGUGCGAGAGUUCAAAAAAUUAUCACAAUCUGCAAAUUUCAAUUGUAAAAUGGCCAACAAAAAACUGAAGCUCAAACGCCUUCAUGGACAGCGCUCCGCACAGCUCAAGCGAAUGAUUAAAACCUCCGAUAGCCGGCUGAAACCUACCGAUCGGGAUGUCCCGGAUAAGAAAAAGAAAAACAACGACACCGAACUGAAAGUGAUGGAGAAACCCCAGGCCAGCUCGGCCAUGUUCUUCCAGUACAAUACUCAGCUGGGCCCACCGUAUCACAUUCUAGUCGAUACCAAUUUCAUCAACUUCAGCAUCAAAAACAAGCUAGAUAUUCUGAAAACGAUGAUGGACUGUUUGUACGCAAAAUGUAUUCCGUACGUGACGGAUUGCGUCGUGGGUGAAUUGGAGAAGCUGGGUCAGAAGUACAAGCUGGCACUCCGUAUUGUGAAAGAUUCCCGAUUCGAACGGAUCAAAUGUAUGCACCGGGGAACGUACGCUGAUGACUGUCUGGUUCAACGGGUGAUGCAACACAAGUGCUACAUCGUGGCCACCAACGAUAAGGACCUGAAGCGACGAAUCCGAAAGAUUCCAGGUGUGCCCAUUAUGAACGUGGCAAUAAACCGAUACGUGAUAGAACGAAUGCCCGAUGCAUUUGAACCAAUGGCAAAGAAAUAAAAUGUAAUUUUUUUUUUUGUAAAAAUCACGAAUGUU
Molecule: messenger RNA, 741 nt
Organism: Ochlerotatus camptorhynchus
Lineage: Eukaryota; Metazoa; Arthropoda; Insecta; Diptera; Culicidae
Gene: Bka
Product: FCF1 rRNA-processing protein Bka
Exons: 2
Coding region: 88-705 (205 amino acids)
Cellular component (GO): nucleolus; small-subunit processome
Source: RefSeq, a predicted model, not a curated record